Molecule: messenger RNA, 1719 nt
Organism: Xenopus laevis (African clawed frog)
Lineage: Eukaryota; Metazoa; Chordata; Amphibia; Anura; Pipidae
Product: gastrula zinc finger protein XlCGF26.1-like
Exons: 2
Coding region: 261-1508 (415 amino acids)
Source: RefSeq, a predicted model, not a curated record
CUUCCUUACUCCCAGCUUUACUCACCCCUGUCUCUUCCUUACUCCCAGCUUUACUCACCCCUGUCUCUUCCUUACUUCCAGCUUCUCCAGAGGCAGAACCAGAAUUAUUCUAUAUACGGAUUGAAAAAGUAUUGCUGGUUUGUGAAGAUUAUCUGGAAAGUUCAGCUGUUUCACUUACUGAUGGGGAGAGUUGCUGGAACGAUGAAAGGAAGGCACAAUAUGAAUGUUAUAGUUCCUGUUUAAGUCUCCAGAACUCACGGAUGGCAGAAUACCAAGAUUCAGCUGAAGAUCUGGAUACAAUCAGGAAACCCUUACUGGCUUCUGGGAAAUCCAUUGGGCCUGUGUACGAAAGAGCUGAGAUCUACUCCCAAUAUCAGUCCAACGCUGAGUAUGAACACUGCUCUGUAAGCUCCAACCCAGCCGGCUUCCUCUGUUCUAAGUGCGGAGUGAGAUUCUCUGUGAGAAGGGACCUUCUGACCCAUCUGUGUGGCUGGAUUGGGAUGAACUAUAACAGGAGACAUAAUGAUUUGUAUGAGGAGGUGAAACCUCUCGGUAGCACGUUGAAUGACAUGCACAUUGGGGUGCCAAAGGACCAGCAGCCACACAUUGUGGACAAAAGUUUUAUCUGUACGGAAUGUGGGGAAAAUUUCUCUCCAAUGGUCCACCAUAAAAGUCACCAGAGACUCCACUCAGGGGAGAAACCAUUCACUUGUACAGAAUGUGGGAAAAGCUUUUCUUUUGAGAUUGCUCUUUUAAGACAUCAGAUAAUUCACACAGGAGUAAAACCAUUACAGUUUACCAAGUGUGGUCAAUGCUUAUCACUGAAGAUGAAUUAUCACUCGACGGACAUCGAGGAGAAACCAUUCACAUGUACAGAAUGUGGGCUAAUAUUCCUUGAAAAGAGUGAUCUUGUCAGUCACUACAACACUCAUUUAGGGUCCAACUAUGGGAAACAAAUACACCAAAGGGGCAAUUUUUAUAAUAAGAUCCAUGCAGGGGAGAAUGCUUUCAUAUGUACAGAAUGCGGGAAAGACUUCUCUCGGAAGUGGCAUCUUCAGCGCCACCAGAAGAUUCACACAGGAGAAAAACCCUUUACAUGUAGUGAAUGUGGGAAACAAUACACUCGGAAGAGCCAUCUCAACCGCCAUGAAAAAAUUCACACUGGAGAGAAGCCUUUCUCUUGUUCUGUAUGUGGGGAAACGUUCUCCCAAAAGAUCGAUCUGCACAGUCACUAUAGAGUUCACAUGGAGGCAAAAUGUGUUAAAAGGUUCCCCGAGGAGGGUAUUCUGGGCAGAGAGCUGGCAAUCCACAUAGUGAAAAAACCUUUCUUGUGUACAGACUGCGGCAAAUAUUUCACACGGAGAUGGCACCUUCAGCGGCACCAGAGAAGCCACACGGGGGAGAAAUCUUUCAUUUGUACUGAAUGUGGCAAAGGCUUCUCUCGUAAGACCCACCUGCACUCCCACUAUAAGAUUCACACGGAGACAAUGUGGGAACAAGUCUUCUAAGAUGCUGAGGCGUCAGCUGAAAUACAUGGAAGGAAAAACAUGUCACAUGCACUUCAUAGUGGAAACGAUCUCUGUUUUGAUCCACCUUUACACUCAUCAGAACAAUUUCACAGGAGAGAAAUCCUUCAUUGGCACAGAACCAUGGAGAACCCGCGUAAUACAGAGAUCUGACCACCCUUUUUUAUUGUAUGGCAUGAGCUCAUGGGUUACA